Messenger RNA from Ipomoea triloba (trilobed morning glory), 1491 nucleotides. RefSeq lists its product as uncharacterized. The record is from RefSeq and is a predicted model, not a curated record. The transcript is spliced from 6 exons. NCBI's taxonomy places the organism in Eukaryota, Viridiplantae, Streptophyta, Magnoliopsida, Solanales, Convolvulaceae. Bases 364 to 1491 code for a protein of 375 amino acids.
UGAAGAUAUAAAGAAAAAUAUUCUGAGGAUUACGGGGUUGCGUUGGAAAGAUUUCAAGACAAGAUUGGUGCGGGACUUCAUCAACAAAAAGCAUCAUAACUAUAACUCUCCCAUUGAGUUAUAUACUUUCUUGGAUGAAGAAAAAUGCAACAUAUUUCUAGAAAAUCAUAAAACUGAGGAGUUCCAAGUAAACUUAAUAAUCAUGUUUUAUUAGUUUUAAUGCUUUAUUACUAUUAACAUGCUAUUAUUUAAAACCAAAUUGUAUUUUAGGCCAUAAGUCAGAAGUAUAGGGAGUUAUAAGCUCGAAAUGAGCAUCCUCACUACUUAGGGUCCAGAGGUUAUAUUGGAAAGCAGUCUGAGUGGAUGUUGUCUGACCCAUUGUCUUCACAAUCUUCUUGCGCUUCUAUUACAUCGAAAAUAGCAGCAAGUGAUCGUAGCUUGGAUUGGGUUCGAGUGUGGUCUAAAAAGUCUGAAGAUGGAAGUUAUUACAUUCCUAACGAAAAAACAAUGGGAGUGUUUGGUAAAAUUAUCGAGAAGUGUGAAGAGAUGUCUCAAGGAUCAUUCCAACCAGCCCGUCAAAAUGAUAUAUUAUCAGCAGCUCUAGGCACCAAUGAGCACGGUGGCUAUGUGAGAGGCGUUGGAGUGCAUAGCAAGAAUCGGGAUGUGUUUGGUAUGCCUAGCCGUGGAAAAUCAUCUUGGGGUGUUUCAGGUGUUGAUCUUGAGGCUAUGGAGAAAAAUCUUUAUGAAAAAUUGGCUGACAAAAUAAGAAGAGAAACAAGGGAAGAAAUGGAGGAAAAGUUUAAGGAUAUGCAAUCUCAGCUUCAAUCUUUUAUGAAGAAUGCACAAGCUAGUCCAAGGGUAGGCACACCGUUUUGGAGUAGUUGUCAGUCUGUUGAUCCAGUGAACGAGUUUAAGUUACAACCCACGAUUGUUUCUGAAGAUGUGUUGGAGCACUUGGGAGAUGAAUCCAAGAAGAUGGUUUCAUAUCUAAGACACUUGCCAGCUAAUUUGGACAAUGUUGAGAUGGAGAUAGAGGACGUGGGGGAAAUAUUCCAUCAUUCAAAUAUGGCUGGUGUCGUGAUGUUUGACGACAUUAAAGACUUGCUGACAAUGCAAUGGCUCGAUGUGUCCAUAAUACAAGUCUUUAUAGUAUGUCUUUAUCGGCUAUGCAAAAAAAUUGGAGUGCCAUCAAUUGGAUUUGUAUGCCCAAGGAAGAUUUCAAAAGCUAGUAUCAAAACAAAUUACAACGCGGUCGUUUCUUAUCUCUUGCAUGCGAUUGAGAAAGAGAAGGACCGGACAUUUAUUUCGACUCCAUACCAUCAAGAAAGUCGUUGGUUGCUUUUGGUCAUUUGGAUGAAAUCAAAAGUGGUUUAUGUAUUAGACCCACUGCCAUGUAACCGCGACCUAGAGAUUAAGGCCCCAUUGAGUGUGGCAUUUCGGUCAACAACAAAUUUGAAAGGACAAAGAGCUAAACAUUUGUUAAAAUGGUGA